This is a messenger RNA of Lodderomyces jiufengensis, 1668 nucleotides long. RefSeq names its product Rtf1p (gene RTF1). Gene Ontology annotation, molecular function: DNA binding; RNA polymerase II C-terminal domain phosphoserine binding. The record is from RefSeq and is a predicted model, not a curated record. The transcript has a single exon. Lineage: Eukaryota; Fungi; Ascomycota; Pichiomycetes; Serinales; Debaryomycetaceae. Gene Ontology annotation, cellular component: Cdc73/Paf1 complex. Bases 1 to 1668 code for a protein of 555 amino acids.
AUGUCUGAUUUAGAAGAUGAUUUAUUAGCUUUAGCAGGAGGUGAUGAUUACGAAUCGGAAGAAGAAAUAUCACUGUCAAAACGUAAAAUAACGAAAGAUUAUUCAGAUGAUGAAAAUGAAGAUGAUACAGUAUUAGCAAAACGUCGAAAAGUUGAAUCAGAUGAUGGAGAAGAUGAAGUGGAAGAAGAAGAAGAAAUUGAUGAAGAAGAAGAACAACAACAACAACAACCAGAAUUAACUAAUCCAUAUCCCUUAGAAGGCAAAUAUAAAGAUGAACAAGAUCGUGAUGAAUUAGAAGAUAUGGAUGAAGUUGAAAGAGAAGAAAUAUUAUAUGAAAGAGAACAGGAAAUGGAAAGAUAUAAUGAAAGGAAAUAUUUACAACAACGUAUGAAAGCUCAACAUCAACAAAAAUCAAAACAAAAUGAAAAUUUAAGAAGUUCAAGUCGUGUUAAAGCAGGUGUAGUAAAAUCAAGUAAAGAAAAUAAAUUAAGUGAAUUAAAAAAACAAAGAGAAAAAGCUUCAAGAAGAAGAACUAGAAGACAAGAAGAUUAUGAAGAUGAAUCCGAAUCUGAAGAAGAUGAAGAAGAUGAUGAAGAAUUAGUUGGAUCAGAAGAUGAUUAUUUAGAUAAUGAAAAUGAAGUAAUAUGGGGUGGUGCAUCAAAACAAAGACAUAAAAAACUGACUAUACCAGGAAAAUUAGAAGAUGUGAACCGUAUUAAAGUUGGUAGAAGUAUAUUAGCACAAUAUUGUUAUCAUUCUGGAUUUGAAGAUGCAGUAAUAGAUACAUAUUCAAAAGUUAAUGUUGGAGUAGAUAGAACAACAAGAAAACCAAUUUAUAGAAUGGUUAAAUUAAUUGAAUUAAAAUCAAGACCAGAAAAACCUUUUAGAAUUGGUAAUUCAAAAUAUGAUUUAUAUUUCUUGGUUAGUCAAAAUAAAACUCAAAAAAAACCAUUCGCAAUGAAUAUGUUUUCAGAUUCUCCAAUAACACAAGAAGAAUUUGAUAAAUAUUUAGAACAAUUAGAUAAAACAAAUGAAUCAAUGGAUUAUAUUGAUGAUAUAAAUGAAAAAUAUACACAAUUACAACAAUUAUUUAACAAGGGACUUACAGAUAAAGAUAUAAAUGAUAUGAUUGCCAAAAAGCAACAAAUUCAACAACAAAAGGGAAAUUAUACUACAUAUGAUGCAGUAAAACAAAAGGCAAAAUUAAUGGAUGAAUUAAAAAUAAAUAAACAACAAGGUAAUUUAGAAAAAACUAAAAAUAUAAUUGAAGAAAUUAAAAAUAUUGAAAAUAUUUUAGAUAAUAAAUCAGAUUUAUCAACAAUAGAUUCAAACAUUAAACAACAAUCAAUAUCAAAAGUAAAUGAACGUAAUAGAAAAUUAAAUUUAGAAAAUAUAAGAAAAGCAGAAAUUAAAUUUAAAACUAAUUUAAAUAAUUCAAAUUUUGAUUCUGGUGAUCCCUUUUCAAGAUUAAAAACAACAACAAGAAUGUUUUAUCAAGAUUUAAUAAAUCAAGAAAAUGCUAAAGCACUACAAAAUGUAAAUUUACAAGAAUUAAUUGAUCAAAAAAAUGAACAAGAAGCUAAAAUUGCAUUAUCUACUUAUAGAGAUUUAGGAGAGAUGGAUAAAUUAAUUAAUUCUUUAGAUUUGGAAAUUGAAUUGUUGAUAUAA